UCCUAAACCCCUGGCAAUCGCUGCCUGCAUUCCGUGCUGUUGUUAAAUCCUUGCUGGCCUUGUCCCUGGGGGUUGUUUUAUCACUGGGGCAGUGGGAACGUCAGAUGAGCUCUCCGUUGCUUUUCCCCGUGAGGUUCUGGAUGCCAACACCGGCCUCCUGUCCUGUCGCCGUUUCCAGGAAAACCAUCGCCCGGCCCCUUCGCGUGGGCGUUUCUCUGAGCGUUCACAAGAAACAGCCCCGUCGCUUCAGCCAUGGCUGCGGGACAAGCCGUGGAAAAUCUUCAGGAGGAAAUCACCUGCGCCGUCUGUUUGGAUUUCUUCCGCGAUCCCGUCAUGCUCCUGGGUUGUGGCCACAAUUUUUGCCGCCGUUGCCUCGAUUGUUGCUCCGCAGAUGCCGCUGGGGCCGGUUCCUGCCCCCAAUGCCGUUUACCUUUCCCCCGCGAUGGCUUCCGUCCCAACCGGCAACUGGCCAACGUGGUGGCGGCCGUCCAGGAGCUGGCAAUGCCGGCGGCGGAGGAGCUUUGCCGGCAGCACUGCCAACCCUUCACCCUUUUUUGUCGCCGGAAUGGGAUCCUCCUCUGUGCCGCUUGCGCCGAGAAUCGUGCCCACCGUGCCGUGCCCCUUGAAGAGGCCGCUCGCGAGUACAGGGAGCGGUUCGAAACUUCCCUAAAAGCCCUGCAAGAGGAGGAUGAGCGACGUGCCAGGCUGGCAGCGGCAGCGGAGGAAAUGAGACAGGAGAUGCUGACCCGAGUCGAUGCCGAGAAGCAGAAGCUGCUGGCGGUGCUGGAAGGGCUUCGGCGGGUGCUGGGCGAGCAGGAAUCGCGGUUCUUGAUCCGUCUUGGUCGCCUACGCCGAGGGCUGGAGGAGCAGCGUCGCGGUGAGGCCACCGAGCUGGCUCGGCUCCGGCAACGCCGCACCGAGCUCCAGACCAAGUGCCGACAACCGGACAGUGACCUGCUACGGGAUGCCCAAAUCACCUUGAGCAGGUGCACGGAGUGGAGGGCACAGCCAUUGCUGCCACCAAUGCCAGAGCUGGAAGCGGAUCUUGAGGAUUUUGCCCUGAAAACCAACAUGCUGGCAGAGGCGGUGACACAGUUUAAAGACAUCUUGGGGUGCUCGCUGGAAGAAGACUUGGGGGGAUACCGGAGAGCAACCGUGACGCUGGACCCAGCCACAGCUCACCCCCAAAUCCUCGUGUCAGCAGACGGCCGGACCGCGAGACGCCGGGAAUCGCCCCCGGCUCCUCUUCCCUCGGGAGCUGAGCGUUUCGAGUCUCUCCGCUGCGUUUUGGGUCAGCAGGGCUUCACGGGGGGUCGGCACCGCUGGGCUGUGGAGCGGCGCUCCAUUGGCUGCUCCUCGCCGCGCGGCCCACCCCCCCCGCCCCUCCUCGGAGCGGACCUGAGUGAGGACUGCACGGCCGGCGAAGCGCGGCGGACACGGAGGGGCGGACCUGAGUGAGGACUGCGGUUCCCCUGCGAGGGCGGGGGCGUUAAGACCUCCCCUGCUCCUCAUUGGCGGCCAUUAUAAGUGGAAAAAGGCGGAUUUUGGGUGGCGGGUUUGCAAUUAUUCGGGUUAAUAAUCGGCAGGUGGUUAUAAAAACGGGGCUAAACAGGCACUUUUUUUAAUCGCCGGCUCGUUAUACCCCAAAAGGAACCAAUUUCGCCCCAAAAUACAGCUCCAGUGCAAAUCGGGGAGGGUGUUGGUGUUUUUAAUCCUCGGGUUUUGGGGACAUUUUCCCCUAGGCAGCAGGCAGCACGCUGGGAAAUGGGGAUUUUCUGUCACAAAAUGGUGCCCAUGGGGAAGAAAACCCCAAAUUGGGGAGGAAUUGGUUAAUAAAAGAGAGGUUUUGCACUGCUGCCUCAGGGUGAAAGUGCUGAUAACCCCCCAAGGCCCCAUUUUUUGGGGCAGACUGUCCCCCUUUUAAGUGAAAAUAAAAAGACUUGGUGUUUUCAGCACCAGCAGUGGAGGUGGGGAGAAAAGAGUUCCGCAAAUAUCCCUGAAACCACCCAGAUUUAACCCAAAUCCUGCUUGGAGAGGGGAGUGAGGGCAUAAAUCCCUCCCAGUGUCACCAGUCUGCCCAGUUCUCCCUCCCCGCAGCCGGCCUUUUCCCCACUUCUUAUCCCAGUUUCUUGGGAUAAAAUUUCAUCAUUUCAUUUCAUUUCUUCCAUUUCAUAACUUCCCCUGCUCUGAAAAGAAGCUUUUUCUCCCCAAAACGAAGCCAAGCAGGACUUUCUUCCCCCCCAGACCCCUCACUGCCCAACCCCCCUCCCUGAAAAGCCACAUCUGAGGGUUUAUUUAAGCUAAAAAAGGCCUUUUUUAACAUAAAAGGGGCUUUUUAGCAGCAGAAAUUAUGCCCCUCCCAGACCCUGGUACUCCAAGCCUGGAACAUAUAGGACAGAACAUAUAGACCAGCAAGCAGGCUGCGGUAUAGGGUGUAACUAUAGUGAGGGGAGCGUAUGGACUGCGAUAUAGGGCCUGGAUAUAACGCUCAGACCCUACAGCCCAAUACAGGCACAAGAGCACAUAGCCCACACCAUAUGACCCCAUAUAGAGUAAAUAUAUAUAUAUAUAUAUAGCAUAUAUAGGGCCCAGACUGCACAGCCACAUAUGGGGACGAGAGCACAGACCUUUAUACAGGUCCUAGACCGCACAGCCUAACACAAGGCCUGGAAUAUAGGGCCGAGACCAUAUAGGAACCACGGCAUACAGGUCUGUAUAGACCCCCAGAGAUCUACAUAGACCCCCAUAGAUCUGUAUAGACCCCUACAGAACUGUAUAGACUCCUACAGAUCUGUAUAGACUGCCAGAGAUCUGUAUAGACUGCCAGAGAUCUGCCCCAUAGGUCAGUUUGUGGCCUGCAGCAACCAGAGCAUCGAGCUGAAUGAAUAUAGGGACGACACCCUAUAGCACAAUAUAGGGCCUGGGCAGCACGGACGGAGCUGGCAGCUGGGCUGAGAGGUAACAAAAGAAAUUUGGAUUUUGGGUUCUUUUUUUAGGGUUUGUUUUUUUUUUCCUUUUAUUUUGGAAAAUAAUUUCUCCGCUUGGAGCUGCCCUCGCCCCAAAUUUCCCCCAUGGCGGCACCAGAGAAGUGGCGGGUGAACGGUGCGCUGCUGCGCGCCAAAUCCUCCCCGCUAAAGACACGCC
Aquila chrysaetos chrysaetos is the source of this 3144-nucleotide messenger RNA. RefSeq names its product zinc finger protein RFP-like. Bases 253 to 1458 code for a protein of 401 amino acids. The transcript is spliced from 8 exons. NCBI's taxonomy places the organism in Eukaryota, Metazoa, Chordata, Aves, Accipitriformes, Accipitridae. The record is from RefSeq and is a predicted model, not a curated record. Gene Ontology annotation, molecular function: zinc ion binding; protein binding.